GACCCCGUCCGGUUUCCCAACACGCGGCGCCGCGCCUCCGGAACCGUCCCCCCAGACACGAUGCCUCCCGCCGCCGACCCCGACACGUGCCGCAUCUGCCGCGGCGAGGGCUCGCCCGACGAGCCGCUCUUCUUCCCGUGCCGGUGCAGCGGCAGCAUCAAGUACGUGCACCAGGACUGCCUGAUGGAGUGGCUCUCGCACUCGCAGAAGAAGCACUGCGAGCUGUGCAAGACCCCCUUCCGCUUCACCAAGCUGUACGACCCGGACAUGCCCAAGACCCUGCCCGCCCACGUCUUCGUCCGCCACACGGCCCGCUACCUGCUCCGCAACCUGGUCGUGUGGCUGCGCGCCGCCCUCGUCGCCAGCGUCUGGCUCGGCUGGCUGCCCUACCUCAUGCGCGCCGUCUGGUCCUUCCUGUUCUGGAUCGCCGACGAGGGCCUCGGCGGCCGCCCGGCCCUCCUCGCCCUGCACGGCGCCGCCGAGACCCUCGACGCCCUGGCCCCCCCGGCCGGCACCGGCGCCUGCCCCUCCAGCCCGCUCUUCGCCGCGAGCACCACCGUCGCCGGCAUCGGCGGCGUCCUCGACAGCCUGCCGCCCGAGUCGGCCCGCAUCGUCCGCAGCCUGUACGGCAUCAACCUGACCUCGAACGACCCCAUCUACGCCGCCGUCCUGCAGCUGCUGUUCGGCAGCGUCGGCCUGGCCGAAAAGCCCAUCUCCACCGCCGCCGCCAUUGCCGCGAACGCCACCGCAGUCCUCGCCCACCUGCCGUCCUCCAACGCGACGGCCCGGCAGUCGCUGCUGAGCGACGUCGGCUUCCUCCGCAACCUCACGCGCCACGACUCGGUCAACCGCGUCGUCAUCGCCACGCUCGAGGGCCAGAUCAUCACCGUGCUCGUCAUCGUCUGCUUCAUCCUGAUCAUCCUCGUUCGAGACUACGUCGUGCAGCAGCAGCCCGAGAUCAACAUGCGCGCCGCGUUCGCCGCCAUCGACAACCCGCCGCCAGCCGCCCCCGCGCAGGACGGGCCGGGCCAAGAUGCGGGCGCGGCCGAGGCGGGUGUCGCGGAGGAAGCCGCUGGCGGCCUGGAUCACGACCCUGAGGACGACAACGCCGCCGCGGAGCCGUCCGCGAGACCGCGCCCGACUACCGACCCCGACAUCGCGGACCCCGACCUCGCGGCAACCGCGCCAACGCACGACUUGGAUAGGGCAACGGUGCACGAGUACCUCGCCAUUUACCGCGAGGCGGACGGCGACCCGGAGCGCAUCCUGAAGAUCGCCCGCGAACGACGCCUCGAGGUGAAGCUGGACUACUGGGUGCGCCUAACGCUGUCGAUGACAGACCUCCGGCGGGACGGCGAACUUCCCAACGGCAGCGAGGCCGGGCCCUCGAGCGCGGCUGCAGAACCAAACACGGCAUCCGGCGGCUGGGCAGACGUGUCCACCGACGCCGGGCACGGAGAGGGCACCUCCAAAGGGAAAUCCAUCGCGGAGGUUGGAGAGCCCGCGGCGCACCCCGCACCCAGCCCUCCGCGGCCGAGAGCGAACACCGACGGUCCCCGACCUAGCAACGGCAUCAACCCGCUGGCCAACAACAGCUGGUCCUUCACAGACCUGCCGCCCGAGCCCUUUCCGCCACCCGCGCCGCACCCCGAGACCGACCCGGAGUAUCCAGGGCCGGAUCCGGCGGCCUUCGCUUGGGACAGCGAGGCAGAGUCCGAGACGAGCAGCCUUCCCCAUCCUCCCAGCCCGACCAUGCCGCCCGGGGAUUCUCCGCACGGGCCGGAACGCAACGAGCCGGACGGUGCGGGCGCCCAGCCCCCCGCCGAAGCGCCUCCCCGCCGCGAGCCGGCAGGCCUCGUAGACCGCGUCGCCGACUUCAUGUGGGCCGAGGCCGACCGCAUCCCGCCCGACGAGCUCGCGCCGAUCAACUGGGUCGGCGACUUUGGCGAGGACGCGGCCGACGACGCCGGGCCGGAGGACGCCGGGGCCGACCAGGCGGACCGCGACCGCGACCGCGACGCCGCCGAGGCGCCGGGCCUGGACGCCGAGGCCGUCGAGGACGCCGAGGACCUCGAGGGCAUCCUCGAGCUGCUGGGCAUGCGCGGCCCCCUGGUCGGCCUGCUGCAGAACGCCAUCUUCUGCGCCUUCCUCGUCUCCAUCACCAUCUUCCUCGGCGUCUUCGUCCCGUACAACCUCGGCCGGCUCGCCAUCUGGGCCGUCGCGAACCCGCUGCGGCUCGCCCAGAUGCUGUUCGGCGCCUUCCGCCUCGCCCAGGACUGCUGCGCCCUCGUGCUCGGCUUCGCCACAUCCAUGCUGUCCGAGGCCGUCCACGCGCUGUGCCGCGCGUUCCUGCCGGCCGCCGUCGCCGACCGCACGCGCGUCGUCGCCCGCGCGUCCUGGGAGAUGGUCGGCCGCGCGGCCGCUAGGAUCGCCGGCAGCGUCCUGACCGACCUGCCGAGCAUCUCGUCGUCCGAGGUGCGCACCUUCUCGGUGCUCAGCCACGAGGCCCUGCUCACCAUCAAGGGCCGCAUCGCCCUGGCCGCCUCGACCCUGUGGGACGUGGCCGCCUUCGCGCUCGCCGGGGACUACUCGGCCGAGCGCCCCGAGGCGUUCGCCCGGAUCGCCAACGCCUCGGCCGCCGCCUGGGCCGGCCUGAAGGCGCUACCGGCGGCCGCGCUCACGCCGAGCACCUGGGUCGUCAGCCCGAGCCCGCCUGAGCCGAUGGCGGCGGCGGCUGCGGCGGGUGGGCAGGCGCUCGGCUCCUGGGGCGCCACGGACCGGAUCUGGGCCGUCGUGGCGGGCUACACGGCAGUGACGGCGCUGGCGGCCCUGUACCUGCGCCGCGGCGCGCCACUCGCGACCGGCCGGGCGGCCCAGGAGUGGGAGGCGUCGCUGGUCGACGGGCUGCACCAGGCGAGCGGCGUCAUGAAGGUGAUGCUGAUCAUCAGCAUCGAGAUGCUCAUCUUCCCGCUCUACUGCGGCGUGCUGCUCGACGUCGCGCUGCUGCCGCUGUUUGAGGGUGCCACGGUCAGCUCGCGGCUUCGCUUCGCCGCGUGCUACCCCGUCACGGCCAUCUUCGUGCACUGGUUCGUCGGCACGGGCUACAUGUUCCACUUCGCCCUCUUCGUGUCCAUGUGCCGCAAGAUCAUGCGCCGGGGGGUGCUCUACUUCAUCCGCGACCCAGACGACCCGGAGUUCCACCCGGUGCGCGACGUGCUCGAGCGCAACGUGACGACGCAGCUGCGUAAGAUCCUGUUCUCGGCCCUGGUCUACGGCGCGCUCGUCAUGGUGUGCCUGGGCGGCGUCGUCUGGGGCCUCGCGCUCGCCCUGCCGCGCGUGCUGCCGAUCCGCUACUCGUCCAACGAGCCGGUGCUCGAGUUCCCCCUCGACCUGCUCUUCUACAACUUCCUGAUGCCGCUGGCCGUCCGCUUCUUCCGCCCGGCCGACGGCCUGCACGCCAUGUACACCUGGUGGUUCCGCCGCUGCGCCCGCGCGCUGCGCCUCACCUGGUUCCUCUUCGGCGAGCGCCGCAUCGAUGAGGAGGGCCGCCUCGUGCUGGCGCCCGACGCGCCCGACCGCGCCCUGCCGCCCUGGCGCCGCUGGUUCCUCGAGGUCGACGCCCGCGGCCGCGUCGUCGCGCGCGGCUGGCGCGCCGUCUUCGAGGGCGGCACGCGCGCCCCGACGGGCCGCGUCAUCAAGGACAGCACGCUGCUGGCCAGGGUGCGCAAGGCGGACCUGGUCGAGUCCGGGCAACUCGUGCCGGACGGCCGGUUCGUGCGCACGCCGGCCUCGGACCAGGUCAAGAUCCCCAAGGGCGCCAACGUCUUCCUGCCCGUCACCGAGGACAACGCGCGCGCCGACGGGCUGCCGGACCACGACGCCGCCGACAUCUACUCGACCGCGCAGUACCAGCUCGUCUACGUGCCGCCCCACUUCCGCGUCCGCGUCUUCCUCUUCAUCCUGUUCAUCUGGGUGUUUGCGGCCGUCUCGGGCGUCGCCAUCACCAUCGUGCCGCUGGUCUUUGGCCGCUGGCUGUUCCGGCGGCUGCUCCCGGCCCACAUCCGCACUAAUGACGUCUACGCCUUCAGCAUCGGCAUCCACGUGCUCGGCGCGGCCGCCUAUGCGCUCUUCCGCGCCCCGGCCAUCUACCAGGCCGCCAGGGCGCGGGCAGCGGCGGCGGUCGCGGCGGUCGCGGCGGCCACAUUCCCUACCCAGGCCGUCCUGCGCGCCGCGCGCGUCGUCUACACCUACUUCUUCACCCUCGUCGUCUUCCCGCUGCUGCUGGCGUCGCUGAUGGAGCUUUACACGUUGGUGCCGCUGCACGAGCUGAUGUAUAGCGCGCUGCUGCGGCCCGAGGCGGCCCGGUCGCUCGCCUCCUCCGGCUCCGGGGAUGCCGGCCCCGCCGGGACGCUGAAUCCCGUGCACACGGUGCGCGUCGUCCAGGCCUGGAUGGUCGGCCUGCUGUACCUGCGGCUCGGCCUGCGCGUCACCAACACGUGGUUCGAGGGCUCGCACGUGUCCAACGCGGCCCGCGCCGUGCUGCGCCGCGGCUGGCUCGAUCCGGACGCGUCUAUCCUCACGCGCGCGUUCAUCGUGCCGGGCCUCGCGGUCUGGCUGGCCGCCGUGGCGGUGCCCCUGCUGCUCGCCCGGUCGCUCGCGGCCUACGGCGUCGUCGACGGGCUCGUCGCCCAGCUCGGCGGGCCCCUGGCCGGCGCCGUGCCGGAGCGGGCGUUGCGUGACGCGUGCCUGGUGCUGCUGUACCGGCUCAGCUUCCCGCUGACGGCUGCCCUGGUGGGCGCCGGCAUCGCGCUGUGGGCCUUCGUCGGCGUCGUCCAGCGUUGGAAGGCGCGCAUCCGCGACGAGGCGUACCUGAUCGGCGAGCGGCUCCACAAUUAUGCCGGCACGACGGGCGGGCCGCGGCCGCGGGGCGCGUGGCGAGGC
Messenger RNA from Thermothielavioides terrestris NRRL 8126, 4941 nucleotides. RefSeq lists its product as uncharacterized. The annotation marks the transcript as partial. The transcript has 2 exons. Lineage: Eukaryota; Fungi; Ascomycota; Sordariomycetes; Sordariales; Chaetomiaceae. Gene Ontology annotation, molecular function: zinc ion binding. The record is from RefSeq and is a predicted model, not a curated record. Gene Ontology annotation, cellular component: endoplasmic reticulum membrane.